AUGGAGCUCGGUCAGCCUAAUAAUACUAUUUAUGUCAAUAAUUUAAACGAACGUGUCAAGUUAAACGAGUUGAAAAAGUACUUAUUUGCAAUAUUCUCAAAAUUCGGUAACAUAUUAGAUAUUGUCGCUUUGAAAAACUUACGUAUGCGUGGUCAAGCAUUUAUAAUCUUUGAGGAUGUUGAAAACGCAAAAAAAGCAUUAACAUCAAUGCAGUCGUUUCCAUUCUAUGAAAAACCACUUCGUAUACAGUUUGCUAAAUCAGAUAGUGAUGUUGUGGCAAAACGAAAAGGCACUUUUCAAGAGAGACCAAAACGUCGUUCGGACAGUGAUCAACCAUCGAUAUCAAAGAAAGAAAAACGCCGACAACAAUUAGCGUUGAAACAAGAACAGCAACGUUUACUAAAACAGCAAAUGGGACAUUAUGCAACAAUGCCACCAAUGCCGGGCAUGUUGCCUACUGGCCUUCCACCCGGUAUGCCCAUGUUUCCACCACCGCCGAUUAUGCGACCCGUCUUACAUCCACCAAUAUUUGGUGGAGAAAUGCCAAAUAAUAUUCUGUUUCUAAGCAAUUUACCUAAUGAAACACCAGAGAGUAUGUUGACAAUGUUGUUUAAAGCAUACAAUGGUUUUCGAGAAGUACGAUUAAUACCCGGCCGUGAUGGUAUUGCAUUUGUCGAAUUUGACACAGAAAAUCAAGCCUCUUUGGCGAAAGAUACAUUACAAGGCUUCAAAAUUGGUCCAGAGAAGCCAAUGCAAAUUACUUUUGCUAAAAAAUAG
Messenger RNA from Didymodactylos carnosus, 777 nucleotides. The record is from the annotation of a GenBank genome assembly. NCBI's taxonomy places the organism in Eukaryota, Metazoa, Rotifera, Eurotatoria, Philodinida, Philodinidae.